Xylona heveae TC161 is the source of this 1954-nucleotide messenger RNA. RefSeq lists its product as hypothetical. The transcript is spliced from 4 exons. Gene Ontology annotation, molecular function: protein binding. NCBI's taxonomy places the organism in Eukaryota, Fungi, Ascomycota, Xylonomycetes, Xylonales, Xylonaceae. The coding region runs from base 329 to 1597 and encodes 422 amino acids. The record is from RefSeq and is a predicted model, not a curated record.
CUGGUAACCAGAUGGCGCAAGCCAUGGAUUUCACUCACUUAUUAUUCUUAUCUCGUAAAAGAAAUCAUCACGGGAUCCUGAGGUCUCAUUUCCGUCGUGUUUGAGACUUUCUCUCAAUUUUCUUUUAUUAAGCUGUGGUGGGGAACUUUCUUCCUCUCACUUACACCUUUGUGUCACUCUGCGAUAAUACCGAGCUUCCUCGAACGGCAUCGAGCUGUCGCAUUCCUACAACUCGAGAUUCUUUUGAUCGGGAAUUUAUUUUGUUUCGCCUCGAAGGCAACAAUCAAAAAAGAAUUUGGGGCUUUGAUCUGAUUUUUUACCCUUGACGAUGGUUCAGGACACUGGAGCUGAUGAGGCGGGGCCCUCAGAAGCCCCUCCCCCGCUGCCCGAGGGAUGGACUGCGCAGUGGGAAGGCAAGACUAGAAAGUAUUACUACGUCCAAAUAAGCACAGGAGUUUCGCAAUGGGAGGUCCCUACAGAACCCGCCCCGACAGUGCCAACGCCGGGUGGGACCCCGCAGCAGACCACCGAUCCUUUCCAGAAACCCUCUGAUCCAUUGCAAUCGGCACCAGAGGCUGAGGCUGGAACAGCUAGAGGUUUCGAGGGUGGCUCUGAGCCUUAUGGCCAAGAUCGCGGGCUGGUAUCGGAUCUGGCGACAAAUAUGAUCUUUGGGAAGCAAAACAAGCAGAGCCACUCUGGUCUUGGUGGUCUCGCCAGCUCUUUCUUAGGUGGUCAUGGCUCUCAAGGCUCUUCACAACAACAAAGCUCCCACAGCGGCGGUGGCCUGGUGGGGCAGAUUGCAGGGAGCUUGCUCGGUGGUCACAAACCUCACGGUCAACAGCAGCAGCAGCAGCAGCAGCAACAAACUGCCUCAUCAACUGGCCACUCGCAAAGCAAUCUCAUGGGGAUCGCGGGAAGCAUAUUGGGGGGACAUACUCCGCAACAUCAAAACCAACAAUCCGGCUACGGAUAUUCAUCUGGUGGCCACUCGACAAGCGGAGGCAGCGCAUAUACUGGCCAAGCUCCGCCUGCUCAAUAUCAACCCUCUGGCCAGCAUAGCACCGGGACGACGCCAAGCCAUUUUGGCUCAUCCGGUACGUCGCAGCAGCACCAUGGCGUGCAACAGUAUGGCACCACUUCUCAGCACGGAUACGAUGGAGGCUCUCAGUAUGGUCAACCCUCCUCUGGGCCGUAUAACCCACAGCAAGAGCACCAAGGUGGAUUUGGCGGUCAUCACGGCCAAACAUCUAGCCAAUAUGGUCAGCACGGUGGUUACGGUUCGCCUGCCUUGGGAGGAGGACACAAUCAGCCAUAUGGGCACCAGCAGUCACAACAUCAGUAUCCACCGGCGCCUGGUACCGAGCCCUCGUACGGUCAUAAUCAGGCUUAUUCCCAACAAGCGAGCUAUGACUACCCGCCGCCGCCGCCAUUGAGUUCUCACCCGCAACACCAAGGCGGUAUGCCCGGUCAAUAUCCUCCCGGACAUGGCGGAUACUCUGAGCUUUCAGGUAAUCAGCCCGGUCAUGGCGGCUCCGGUUACGGGCAGGGUGGAGGCUACGGUAACUAUGGAGGGCCGCCAGCUCCCGAGUGGCGCUAAAGGUGGUCAAUAUUUGACAUUUCGAGAUUGUUUCAUUCUGCUUUAUUUUUUUUUAUUUCAUUUUUUUUUUACUUUUUCCCUUUGUUCAUGCCAUUUGCAGUUUCAUCCUCUUCUUGUGUGUCUAAAUUUGGGCUAUGAAGAUACCGCUGAGAUUAAAAGGUCGCAAGGUCGUAAGAGCAAUCUAUUACAAUUUGGGUAAUGAGCUUAAUUCAGUUGAUUUGCUGGUAACGUAUUUUGACGUUAUUUAUCGCCAUUUCAAGAAAUGAAACGACCUCGAUUCAACUCCAUCAAUAACUGUAAUUAAAUAAUUUGCUGUGAAAUAUAUUCAAAGACUCUCAAGCCAGCAAUAUUCACCAC